CGGAGGCGCGGGAGGAGCAGGCGGAGAGCAGGAGGCGGAGGAGCCAGCGCGGCGUAAGGGUCCACCGUCUGUGCUUGGUCGCUUUGAAAACAGCAACACCCGCCGGGGCGACAGCGGCAGCGACGGAGGUGGCGGCGACGAUGUCAUCGUCGUCGGCGGCGGCGGCCCAUUUGUUGUACGACACAGCGGCUCCGAGCUCCUGCCACCGGCUCCGCCCCGAGGUGCUGCAUGUGGGGACGACAGCACUAGCUCCCCCGGCGGCAUCAGGCGUAACGCCAUCACCGACCCCACAGUCAGUGCGGCGCCUGUUGGUGGUGAUGGUGCUGCUGGGGCGGUGGCAGGUCCCCUGCCCGCCAGCACGUCCGGUCCCACCUCGCCAGUCGCCAGCGCCCACCUGCUGCACCGCUGCAGCAGCAUCACGGGUCGGGGGCUCACCUCCAGUGGCGGGGGUGGCGGCAGAGUCAGCUUCGGGAGCACUGGUGCGGCAGGGUUCGGCACGCUCAUCGGCAGUAGCAGCAGCAGUGGCGGCGGCGGGGGGUUGUUGGCUGGAAGGGAGGAUGCUGCCGCCACCAGCGGAGGCCGUGUGCGGGCUUGGACGGAGCGUACGGAGUAUGGCAGCCAGCCAGCCCCCAGCAGUAGCAGCUUGCUAGCACUUGCGCGUGCCUCGGCGGCUGCAACCUCCGCCACCGGGCUGUCCUCGUCUCCCGCCGGGCCGUCAAGAGCGCUCCGACCAGUGCCGGCCAGCGCUGCCGUACCUCUGCUAGGUACGGCAGGUGUUGCAGUCGGACCCGCAAGUCCGAGUGCGUUGAUGCGGGCGACGGCGGGGCCGACGUCUUCACCCAUGCGUGUAGCAGCACCCCUGCUGGCGUCACGGCCCGCUAGUGCGGCCCCCACCACUACCGGCAUGCCACCCUCAGCCGCGUCGCUGUCCAGCCGUCCCUCCUCCACCUCCUCGUCCUCUGCUGUUGCUGCGAUCUCAGCGGAUCCCAUGCAACAUGCGGCCUCCGCUGGCAGCGGCAACCCGGAGGCAGCACCCUUGCUGACGGCGGUGGCAGCGGCUGCAGCGGCGGGGACAGAGGCGGCUGGAGCGGUACCAGCAGCCAGGAGGGGCCCCAGGACGGAGGGGGAGGCGGCGGUAGCUCGGCCGGCGGGGGACCAGCUGCUGCCGCCCUCGCGUGAGUCGCCAGCCCUUGCGAGCCAGGGAGCCAGGGAUGGAAGAGGCGGCGGUGGGGAUGACGGUUGCAUGCAUCGCCGUACUAGUCCUCCAACGGCGGAGGGGCCUGAUGCCCGGACGAGGACCUCCCCUGCCAGGGGUGGGGCCGGGCGAGGUGAAGGAGUGGCUGCCCGAACAGCCGUCGGUCAUGGCGGCACAGCAGCUUCUGCAGCAGGCGCCCCCGCUCCCGCCACCUCCCGCCAGUCCCCUGCGACCAGGCGAAUGUCAACAGGUGCUGCCGCAGCUUCAGCGGCUGCUACGUUAGCGGCUGCCGGUACAAUAAGUAGGACAGCCGCCUCAUCUUCAUCAUCGUCUCCCUCGCGGCGGCCAAGGGCGACCUCUGAGGUGCUGACCACCAGCAGCAGCAGCGGCCGUAACCCCGCUCCGCCUGCAUCAGGGGCAGCCAGGCCGCAGGGACGAGUGCGGAUGGGGCCGGCCCCCGCCGCUGCGGUGGGGGCAGCCGGUACGACGAUUGCGGGUGCGACAUGCGAUACCGCCAGGAACGUCGGUGCUGCUGGCAUCGCAGGUGGCGGAGGAGGUGGGAGCGGCAGUACAGGGGCAACAGCAGUUAUGCGGGGGCUGCCGAGACCGCCAGCAGCCGCGGGUGGGUCGCCGUAAAGCAACUAUGGAGCUUGGCUACGUGAGCGGCCUUAACACAAUGAGGCAGGGAGUGUAGUAUGACGUGGAGGAAUCUAUCAGUGCGGUAGCAGGGGGCGAAGGCUAUGUGUUAUGGAAACUCGUCGCGAGUCAGAACGUACCGGUAUUGUGACUGUGUGCAGAGAUGUACGGAGUUAGUCGCCAGGAAUGAGGGGUAGUUUGCUACCGUAGACUUUAAAGCAUAGGGGGAACAUGUAUGCCGACCCCUACGGCAGUAGGGCAGUG
This is a messenger RNA of Astrephomene gubernaculifera, 2095 nucleotides long. Lineage: Eukaryota; Viridiplantae; Chlorophyta; Chlorophyceae; Chlamydomonadales; Astrephomenaceae. The record is from the annotation of a GenBank genome assembly.